AUGACACAACCUACUUCUCUCAACGCAACCUUCGACACAUCCCUCAUAGACCUCUCACCGCCAUCACAAGACCAUCUCUCAGACACCGGUUACUCCUCCACAGUAGCCGAUUCGUUCUCAACCACAUCAUCCGACCAACCCGUGACCGGCCAACCAAGCGGAGCCUUUCCUCCUCCUCCGACCGAAGUGACCACACCAACCCUUGCAAGGACACCCAAAGCACCCUCAAUCCCGACCCUCAUGUCUGGCGAACCCCCGGCCACUGCCCCGUCCGGGUCCUCGGGUCAUCCCAAGCCAGUCAAGUACGUUCCAACGGUAGACGCCUACGACGCCUGGGCCAGCGUGUACGACUCGGACGGUAAUAUCCUGCAAGCCGUCGAUGAUCUAGAGCUCUCUUCCCUGCUCCCCGAGUUUCUCAAUCUCGUGACGCCGCAGCUGCAAGGCCAGCGGGAGCUCAGGAUCACGGACCUAGGCUGCGGGACGGGCCGCAACACGCUCAAGCUCGCUGCAUACGACUAUCUGGCUGGGGCUACCGCGGUCAGGGUAACAGGUGUUGAUGCGUCGGGGGGAAUGUUGGAGGUCGCGAGGAGGAAGUUCGCGGAGCUACCGCCCACCACGGCAGCUAUUAACGUGACGGCGGAGUUCGCCCAGUACGACCUCCUGUCCCCAGCCUCCGGAUCCGCGUUGCCGCAACAGGCUCAUGCAGUCAUCUCAACGCUCGUUCUCGAGCACAUCCCCCUGUCCACUUUCUUCAAUGCUAUCAGAGCGCUGCUACUCCCAGGCGGAAUGGCGCUGGUCACGAAUAUGCAUCCGCAGAUGGGAGGGAUGAGUCAGGCUGGGUUUGUGGCAGAGGACGGGACGAAGGUGAGGGGCACGAGCUGGGUGUAUGGGGUUGAGGAGACUGUUCAAGGGGCCAGGGCUGCGGGGCUGGAGCUUGUGGGGGAGGUGAGGGAGAGGAGUGUGAGCGAGGAGAUGGUGGAGAGUGGGGUGGUUGGGAAGAGGGGAAGGAAGUGGGUGGGUGUGAGGGUGUGGUAUGGGUUUGUUGUUAGGAGGAUUGGCUGA
Messenger RNA from Coniosporium apollinis CBS 100218, 1062 nucleotides. RefSeq lists its product as uncharacterized. The coding region runs from base 1 to 1062 and encodes 353 amino acids. The record is from RefSeq and is a predicted model, not a curated record. Lineage: Eukaryota; Fungi; Ascomycota; Dothideomycetes. The transcript has a single exon.